This is a messenger RNA of Fonsecaea nubica, 813 nucleotides long. RefSeq lists its product as hypothetical. The transcript has a single exon. Gene Ontology annotation, molecular function: thiamine binding; ATP binding; thiamine diphosphokinase activity. Gene Ontology annotation, biological process: thiamine diphosphate biosynthetic process; thiamine metabolic process. Lineage: Eukaryota; Fungi; Ascomycota; Eurotiomycetes; Chaetothyriales; Herpotrichiellaceae. The record is from RefSeq and is a predicted model, not a curated record. Bases 1 to 813 code for a protein of 270 amino acids.
AUGGUGACAGAGUGGCAUCCUUGCGGUCUCCUAAACAAUUCCCCUACCCAUUCCUAUUCGGUUAUCAUCCUCAACCAGCCCAUCAACAAGCACGCCCUGAACGCCGUUAUCGGGUCAGCCUCGCUGCUUGUAUGUGCCGACGGCGGCGCCAACAGGCUUUAUAAUUACGACAAGGCUGCGCAGAAUGGAAUGUCUAGAUUGAAGCGCCGUGUUCCGGAUGCCGUCAUAGGGGAUCUGGACUCCCUGACUGAGUCGGUCGGAGAGCAUUAUCGCUCUCUAGGGUCCCAAGUUAUCAAGGACCCAGAUCAGUACUCUACAGACUUCACAAAGUGCCUCAGAUGGAUUCGCGACUGGGCGAUAUCAAAGCACGAACGUGGCGCAUCCGAGCAUGGCGCAGAGUCACAGCCUAUCAUGGAUGUCGUGGUCCUGGGGGGACUCGGAGGUCGAGUAGAUCAAGGGUUUUCACAAGUCCACCACCUUUUUAUGGCCGAGAACCACCCAGCACUCCUGAGGGGCCGCAUAUAUCUAUUGUCGGAACAGAGUUUGUCAUUUGUUCUAGCUGAUGGCCGCAAUCUCAUCCACCUCGAACCGGGUUAUUUUGCGGAGAAUGUGGGAAUCCUGCCUGUCCUCGGCCGCACAUUCCUCACUACCAAGGGCCUUGAGUGGGACGUUGAACAAUGGCCCACCGAGUUUGGUGGCCAAGUGAGUACCAGUAACCACAUACGAUCCUCUAAAAUCGACAUUGCCUUCGAGGGUCCCAGACCGUUGUUCACUCUGGAACUGGACCAACGUCUGGCGGCUACCUGCGAAUGA